Messenger RNA from Acomys russatus (golden spiny mouse), 792 nucleotides. Its product is annotated as carcinoembryonic antigen-related cell adhesion molecule 3-like. The record is from RefSeq and is a predicted model, not a curated record. Gene Ontology annotation, cellular component: cell surface; plasma membrane. The transcript is spliced from 3 exons. Lineage: Eukaryota; Metazoa; Chordata; Mammalia; Rodentia; Muridae. Bases 1 to 792 code for a protein of 263 amino acids. Gene Ontology annotation, biological process: regulation of immune system process; signal transduction. Gene Ontology annotation, molecular function: protein tyrosine kinase binding.
AUGGUGGAGUCUGCUGCACUUCUCUGCAAAGGCUGCACCUCCUGGCAUGGGCUCCUGCUCACAGCUUCACUUUUAACCUACUGGCUGCCUCCUACUACUGCCAAGAUCACCAUUGAAACAGAACCUCCCAUUGCUUUGGAAGGGCAAAAUGUUCUUCUUUCUGUGUAUGGUCUACCAGAGAGUGUGCAAGCCCUUUCCUGGUUCACAGGAGUUAUGGUGUUCAAGGGCUGUGAAAUUGCAAGAUACGUGAUUGCUAACAAUUCUUAUGUGCUAGGGAUUGCACAUAGUGGUAGAGAGACAGUACUCAACAAUGGAUCUCUGCUGAUCAAGAAUGUCACUAGGAAGGAUUCAGGAUACUACACCCUCCAAACAUUUAAAGAAAAUUCAAGUUUGGAAAUAACACGUGCUGAAUUCUUUGUACACAGACCAUUUUUAGGCUACAAGAAGCGUAUUACCCAUGCUCAACUCACAAUUGAGUUGGUGCCAUCCGUGGUUGAUGAAGGGGACCAUGUUUUUCUACUGGUUGAUAAUCUGCCACAGAAGCUUCAAGGCUUUACCUGGCACAAAGGAGUACUUCCACUCGACCAUUCAAAGAUAGGAAGCCAUGCUGUCCUCACUAAAUCAAGCAUGCUGGGGAGUAAGUAUUACGGCAGAGUGACAAUAUGCACUGAUGGAUCCCUGAUGCUCUGGAAUGUCACCCAGAAAGACACAGGACUCUACACUAUACGAACCAUAUCUGCAGAUUUGAAAUCAGAAUGGGCCAUUAUGCACCUCCAAGUAAACGGUAAAUGA